AUGGAUGAUAGCGUACGGCUGGAGCCUGUCACCAACCGUAGCAACGAGCGGUACAUCAAUCUGAAUGGCAAGCAGGUCGAGAUCAAGAAGGCCGAGCCUCGUGACGGAUCUGGCGGCCAGAACUCCAACAACAGCACGGUGGGCGGCGCAUAUGGCAAGCUGGGCAAUGAGUGCAGCCACUGGGGACCGCACCAUGCUCCUAUCAACAUGAUGCAGGGUCAGAAUGGCCAGAUGGGUGGACCUCCACUGAAUAUGCCUAUUGGUGCGCCGAACAUGAUGCCUGGCUAUCAGGGAUGGGGCACGUCGCCGCAGCAGCAGCAGUACGGCUAUGGAAACAGCGGUCCUGGAUCAUACCAGGGCUGGGGAGCUCCACCAGGACCCCAAGGACCACCACCGCAGUGGUCGAACUACGCUGGACCGCAGCAAACGCAAGGGUAUGGCGGAUAUGACAUGUACAACUCGACGUCUACCGGAGCUCCCUCGGGACCAUCGGGCGGCGGCAGCUGGAACUCGUGGAACAUGCCACCCAACUCUGCUGGACCCACUGGGGCCCCAGGAGCAGGAGCGGGCACCGCCACUGACAUGUACUCGCGGGCUCAGACCUGGGCGGCGGGCGGUCCUUCGACCACUGGACCUGUAGGCGGCAUGCCACGGACCGGACCCGGCAACUCGGCCUCGAAAUCCGGCUCGAAGGACCAAAU
Messenger RNA from Drosophila eugracilis, 701 nucleotides. Its product is annotated as heterogeneous nuclear ribonucleoprotein 27C-like. The record is from RefSeq and is a predicted model, not a curated record. The annotation marks the transcript as partial. The transcript has 2 exons. Lineage: Eukaryota; Metazoa; Arthropoda; Insecta; Diptera; Drosophilidae.